CUUCACCGUCUAAUUAAUUGUUUUUACAAAAAUAUUUAACUAGCAAUAAAAUAUAUUUUCCCUUAGUAAUGUAGAUCAGUUUGUAAAAUAACAUAAUUAACGACAAGAUUAAUAAUCGCUGGUGUAUUCGGUUGUUGAUCGAUUUAUUAAGAAUUCUAGUCAUGAAUUCUGUUGAGAGGAAUCAAGUUGAAAUAUAUGACUAAAAGCUUUUAUGAAACUAACUUUGUGAUAUACUGCAAUGGAUAUAUCGAGUAGCAAAAAUGUAGCUGGCACAAGGCAUCAACUCACUGGAGUUUUAUAUAAAUAUACUAAUGUAAUGAAAGGAUGGCAGCAUCGAUGGUUCUCAGUGGAUCCACAAUCGGGUACAUUUAGUUAUUAUUUGUGUGAAGCUGGUCCUGGAGAUGUUAUGAGUCCGCUUGGUUCAGUGCCGAGAGCUGAGGUUCAUUUGGCUGCCGCAGUCAUAUGUCCAAGUGACGAAGACUCGAAGUCGUUUACCAUAAAUUGCGCAUCUGGUGAUAUUCUGAAACUGCGGGCAGAAGACGCUAGGGCCAGACAAGAAUGGGUUGAUGGGCUUCGAGCUAUCGCAGAAUCUCAUACGAAGGUAUGGAUAAGUAGUGCGCGAUAAAUAUUUGGAAAC
This is a messenger RNA of Ctenocephalides felis (cat flea), 637 nucleotides long. Its product is annotated as oxysterol-binding protein-related protein 11-like. The record is from RefSeq and is a predicted model, not a curated record. The coding region runs from base 239 to 625 and encodes 128 amino acids. The transcript has 4 exons. NCBI's taxonomy places the organism in Eukaryota, Metazoa, Arthropoda, Insecta, Siphonaptera, Pulicidae.